Triticum aestivum (bread wheat) is the source of this 1730-nucleotide messenger RNA. RefSeq lists its product as uncharacterized. The record is from RefSeq and is a predicted model, not a curated record. The transcript has a single exon. Gene Ontology annotation, molecular function: polysaccharide binding. The coding region runs from base 910 to 1626 and encodes 238 amino acids. Lineage: Eukaryota; Viridiplantae; Streptophyta; Magnoliopsida; Poales; Poaceae.
GACGGGUAGGGCCUUUGCUUGGAUUUCCCUUAUCCGACCGAGCUAUCAAUCAUGGCACUCACUUAUUGAGGAUAAGGCCAUAGACCCGAAGUCGUCCCUAGUCAUGGCCAAUCAACGUUAGCCGCAGCCGGCCCGGCCAGCGCGUCACCUGCACCCUCCGGCUCGCGGAGGACGUACGCGCCACUUGAUCAUAACUGCACUAUAGUGAAUACGAAUUUCCUGCAAUGGUGGAGUCUGGUUGGAAGUCUGGGUUUUGAACCUUAGUCCUUGGCCCUAGUCUUCCAAUGCGUCCGAAUAAGUAUGUGAACUCCAAAGUUUAAAAUAUUAUAAACAUUUUUAAAAACACUUACGAAAUCUAAACUGUGUAUCUAUCCCAAUAAAAUUAGUUCCUUAAAAAUAAUCCGAAUAAAAUGUGUGAACUCUAGGUUUCACCUGGAAUAAUUCUCCCUUGGAAGAAAAACAUUUACGCAAUUUGUAAAAACGCAACCCAGUGACCGAUCAUGCUAUAGAACAUUCUUUUCUGUGGGAUACAGUAACCAGUAACCUGCCAAGUGUGAAGGUUGUAGCGAGAUUAGAGUCUAGCUAGAUACUAGAAGACUAGAGCACACAGAUGCCGGAACCGAAAUGAUCCGGCUAAGCAUCUUGGUUCCGGUCACAUCACGGGGACAUGGAUGUCGUGGUCAUGGCUUACCCCGUUCAAGGGGAACCCAGCGAUUUUCAUGUCAUGUCUUACCAGUCAAAGGGGACACUGGACAAUUCGUGGACGAUGAUCGUUUGCCCCAGUUUUCCAGUCAAAUUUGAACCACCCACUCUGCCGUCCGUCCUCCACAUAUAUAUAUCGUCCCUGCUUACACCAACGUAUUCUCUCAUGCCUGUAGUUCACUGUAAUCUUCCAAAUCUUCCACACCUAUGGCUCCGAGCUGCUGGUUCUUCUGGGCUCUGUGCCUACCGCUGAUGCUCGCGGUCGUCGUGGUGGCCGAGGAGCAAAUAGAAGGCUGCUCGAGGUCGGCCAAGAGAGGCGGCAAUGUGACCGUCUCCGACCCAUUCUGGCUCAGGGAUAGCGUGGCGGAACAAGCAUGUGGCUCCUCAGAUAUCGAGGUCUCUUGCUUCAACGACACCCCAGUUCUACAGAGCUCUAUGGGCGUCGGCUUUACAGUCAUGGACAUGUCUUAUGAGGAGCGCAGCCUGCGCGUUGCUGACGGAGGCAAGCUGUUCUUGCUGCAUCCAUCCAACAGCUGUGACGUGCCGAUCUGGAACACCUCCGCCAAACUGAGCCACCCGUUUAGUAUCAGCCCGGGCAACCUGAAUCUCAUCAUGUACAACUGCACGGAGAAUGGCGGAGCAUCGGCUCUGGCACUCAGGGGCAGAGAGCUGGUGCAGACGAGGAUGGGGUGCGGGAACUCCCCCAUCAACGGCGCGCGGCUUCCUCUUGACAUGGGAGCUCCCCCAUCAAAUCAUGUCCUCAAUGGCUCAAUCCAUUUCCUGGCUAGAGCUAAGACCGCAGUGCCUUUGCUUGGAUUUCCCUUAUCCGACCUUAGCUAUCAAUCACGCCACUCUGUUGUUGAGGAUAAGGCCGUAGACCCCUUUUGGGUUCCAAAGCAGAUCAUUCCCGCCUCGAGUAAAUAGAAUAAAACUACUACUUUACAGGCUAGGGUUCCAAAAAACUACCGAUUUUUAGAUUUUCUCAGAUAACUACCAAAUAAAAGGUCGGCUGUUUCAAAAAACUCAAA